AUGGAUUGGGAGUCGAUCACGAUGGCUAGUCUUCACCUAACGAUGACCGAACAUCAAUAUUAUGAAGACAUAUUUAGUUAUUGCUGUGAAAAUGCAGACAGCGAUAGUGUACCGGUAAUCAAAGUUGCCGAACUAUUACGCUCGGCAAAUUUACCAGGAGUUGUCACGAUGAAGAUAUUGGAUAUCUGUUUUGGAACUGAAGCAGCACACAUUGGUACGCAUCUUGGAAAAAAACAAUUCUUUGUGCUAUUAAAACUUGUAGCAGCUCAUCAAGCAGGACUUAGUAUCCGUAAAGAUAUAAUUACUAUGCCUUUGGAUGUUAUUACAUUACCAAGAUUUACUUGGCCAGCAUCCGGAGAAGAAGAUGGUAGAAGAAGUUCAGAUUCAAAUAGGGCUAUGAAGAGUCAUCGCCAUGCUCCAGAAAGUACUACAGAAAGUGAAAGUGAAGCAGAGUCUCCAAGAGAAACUGGUGGUAGUACAGAUUCUCCAACACCAACAAAUAGUAUAAUACAGGAGAGAAAUAAUGAUAUAGGUGGUGAAACAAUAUUAGAUUCUGUAUCUGGAGGUUGGCAAGGAUUGUUAGUAUCUGAAGAGCAAAGGCAAUUAUUAGGAACUGAAGAAGAAAGUUCAGAACGUCAUAGCAGUGAUGAAGGUGAAGGAGAUGGUGAUGGCUCAGGAUUUCCACCUGAAGAAGUAUGGAUAAUUAGUGAUGAACAACGUGAAUAUUAUACUACUCAAUUUUCACAAUUACAACUUGAUCCUGAAGGACUUCUACAUGGUUCCAUAGCCAGGACAUUUUUUGAAAAGUCUGGACUUCCUUUAGGAGAACUUAGUCGCAUUUGGCAAUUAGCAGAUAUUACCAGAGAUGGAGCAUUGAGUUUACAAGAAUUUUUAGUGGCUAUGCAUCUUGUUGUGUUACGAAGAAAUCAUGUGCCUCUACCUGAUGUUUUACCUCCACCAUUAUUAAUUCCUUUGCUUAAGCAAAAGACUGGUCCACCAUCCAUUCCACCAACUACUACUACUCAAAAAACUACUCCACCUAAUACUUCUGGUACUCGUGAAAGAAAUAAAGAAUGGACAAAAUUUGUUGAUUCGCCGACUGGAACUAGCAGUUCUUUGACUAGUCCAGGUUUACAAUUAGUAAAUUUUGAUUUUCAAAAAUCUGCUGUUGAAAAAGAUCCUAAAAUUCUGCAUCCUGUACCAUUGCGUUUGACACCUGAAGCAGCAAUUCUUGCUUCUGGAGCAAAUGGCAACGCUAAUAGCUGCACUACAUUAGGAGAUGAUGAUCUCCAACGUACAGCAAGUGCAUUGGUGCAACGACCUCUCAUUAAAAAACCACCUCCACCUCCUGAAGAAGCUAUUAUAGUAACUCCAAAGAAGGAACCACCGCCUCCACCACCACCCAGACCAUACAGAACACAUGCAAGAAGUUCUAGUCUUGAUCUUAAUAAAUUAGGGAAAAAUGGUCAAAGUUUCCUUGGAGCACCUCCGCUAGUUCCACCAAGAAUCUCUCCUGGAAUUACUUCACCUCGAAAAUUGGUUGGUCAAAAAAGUGAGGGAGAGGGACAAAAAGCCCUAAAUGAAAAUCAAGGUUUUGUUGCUGAUUUUUCUCACUUUUCUCCAAAGAGCGAACUACCUGAAAAUUCAUCUCUGGAAACUCCACAAUCACAACAAUUUACUGGUGUCUGUGGUGCGUUUCAUAUUUAUAGAAAACCAAGUCCAAAGCGAGAAGGUGGAGAUGAAGAAGCUCCCAAGGAUGAAGUGGAAGAAUCAAAAAAAUUAACAUUACAAGAAUUAAGAGAAAAAAACGCCGAAUUGCGAUUAGUUUGUGAAGAAUUAACACGAGAAUUAGCUAGCGCACUUCAAGAACGUAUAAAUCUUCGUGCAAAACUUUUACUUUUAACAUGA
Molecule: messenger RNA, 1908 nt
Organism: Apis dorsata (giant honeybee)
Lineage: Eukaryota; Metazoa; Arthropoda; Insecta; Hymenoptera; Apidae
Gene: Reps
Product: ralBP1-associated Eps domain-containing protein 1
Exons: 5
Coding region: 1-1908 (635 amino acids)
Biological process (GO): endosomal transport; endocytosis
Cellular component (GO): plasma membrane; cytoplasm
Molecular function (GO): calcium ion binding; protein binding
Source: RefSeq, a predicted model, not a curated record